AUGGAUAAAAAGUCUUAAAAAUAAUUAUCCUUAGAUACAUCAUAUGAUGAUUAUAAUCUAAGAGAAGAUGAGGAAUACUCAGAGGAUGAUAAAGGAAAAUCAAGAAAGUUGGAUUUCAGAAGCAAGCAAACUAAAAAACUGGAGAAACAAUUAAUAAAAUUAGAUAAAGUCUAGAACUCAUAGCAACCAGUGAGCAUGGAAAUAUACUAUUUACUUAAAUUCUAAUAGAACUUAAUUUAUUAAGUUACAAGUCUUCACACCAGAAUUAUGAGAAUCAUUGAGAACUAGUUUGAUUAUUCCACGUUAUUAUGA
Molecule: messenger RNA, 312 nt
Organism: Paramecium octaurelia
Lineage: Eukaryota; Ciliophora; Oligohymenophorea; Peniculida; Parameciidae
Source: the annotation of a GenBank genome assembly